UAGCGAGCGCGCCGCGCGGCGUGAGCCGAGGACGGUGCGGGGGCACAUGGAGGUCAGCGGCGGCUCCCGCGGCUGCUGCCAGGAGGGGAGGCCCGGGCACCUGCCGUGCGCCGGCCGCGGGGUCGCCCCGCGGAGCGAGACGGUCCGAGCGGCUGGAGGCCGCAGCAGCGGGAUGUGCGACGGAGCCUGGGAGGAGCUGACGUGUCGCCUGGGCGUGGAGGCAUGAAGGGUGAUUUCCUGGGGCUGUGGAACCACCUGCUAGCCGUCUUACCUGCCGGCCCCUGCCCCCAGCCCCCGGCCGCCAUGGCAGCCCGCCUAGUGAAGCGAUGCGCUUGCCUCCUAAGGGAGGCCACCCUUGUGCCCCCUGCCGCGGCUCCUGCCGUGGCUCCCGUGGGUCGACUAAGACUUGCCCAGGUCGGCCGCAGGACUCUGACCUCAGCUACCUCGCCCGGUUCGCACUUCCCACGUUCCUUGUCAGGGCUCCUAGAGAAGGAGCGCGUGUUCAGCGCCAGGCCGCAGCAGCAGGAGGUGGACCGGCUCAUCGAGAAGGCCACCCGGCCAGAGGAGCUCCUGGAGCUGCUCGGUGGUGGUCACCGCCUGCACGAGAACCACGCAGCCCUCGUGCUCAUCCAGCUCUCCCGCCUGCUCUCCGACAGGCCGGAACACAAGGCCUCACUCGUGCGGGAUGCCCGCUUUCAGCAGCUUCUCCAGCUUGUCAGCAGCCAGAUAGCCUCAGUGUGGCACGGGCCCCUCGUGAGGCUGCUCCGGAGCCUCUACGCGCUGGCGCUGCCCGCGGCCUGCAAGCAGCUGCUGUCGGUGGAGCAGGAGGUGCGCUGGCGCCUGCGCAGGCUCCGGUACAAGCACCUGGCCUUCCUGGCGGAGUCCAGCACCGCCUACAUGCAGCAGCGGGGCUCCCAGGAGCUGCUGGCCGAGCUGCUUGUGAGCCUGGAGCGGCGCUGGGCAGAGAUUGAGGACAGCCGCAUGGUGGUGGCCCUGAUGGCGAAGGCGGGGCCCCUCUCGGAGCCACUGAUGAACCGCCUGGAGGACAAGUGCUUGGAGCUGGCGGAACAGUUUGGGCCCGAGGAGCUGCGGAGGGUGCUGGUGACGCUGGCCGCUCAGAACCGGCGGUCGGUGCCCUUGCUGCGAGCCGUCUCCUAUCACCUGGUCCAGAAGCCCUUCCCCCUGACGAAAGGCAUCCUCUUGGACCUGGCGUACGCCUACGGCAAACUCGGCUUUCAGCAGACGCAGGUGUUGCGGCGCCUGGCUGCCGACCUGCUGCCCCACGUGCCCAGCCUGGCGUCCGGCGAGGUGGCCCGCUGCGCCAAGUCAUUCGCCCUCCUCAAGUGGCUCAGUGGGCCUCUGUUCGAGGCCUUCGCCCAGCACGUCUUGGACAGAGCCCAGACCGUCCCGGUGCCGCACCUGUGCAAUGUGCUUCUGGCCUUCGCGCACCUCAACUUCCGUCCGGAGUGUCCGGAACAGGAGGAUCAGUUCUUCAGCCUGGUUCACGAGAAGCUGGACUCCGAGCUGACGGGGCUGCACCCGGCCCUGCAGGUGGACGUGGUGUGGGCGCUGUGCGUGCUGCGGCAGGCGCGGGAGGCAGAGCUGCGGGCCGUGCUGCGCCCUGAGCUGCACAGCCAGUUUCUAGAGGCCAAAUCCCCGAAAGACCAGGGCACCUUCAGGAAGCUGCUGCACGUGAACGCCAGCGCGCGGCUGGAGCACCCCGGGUACGCGGGCCCGUGUCUGCCAGCCGCGGCCCUGCUCCCCCGGCUGUCCGCCCUCGACGGGAAGGUGACCCCCUUGCAGAAGGAGCUGCAGGACACGCUGAAGGGGCUGCUGGGGAGCAGCGACAGGGGCAGCUUCGCGGUGCCCACCCAGUACGGCUGGAUCCUGGACGCUGAGGUGCUGCUGGACCCCGACGGCCAGUUCCUGCCCCUCAGGAACUUUGUGGCCCCUCAUCUCGCCCCACCAUCCGGGAGCCAGCCGCUGCCCCCCGGAGCCAAGAGGCUGGCCUUCCUGCGCUGGGAGUUCCCCAGCUACGGCAGCCGGAGCCGAGACCUGCUGGGGCGCUUCGCGCUGGCCCGGCGCCACGUGCAGGCCGCUGGCUUCCUGGUGGUGGACGUCCCGUACUACGAGUGGCUGGAUCUCAAGUCCGAGUGGCAGAAAGGCGCCUACCUGAAGGACAAGAUGCGAAAAGCUGUGGCAGAGGAGCUGGCCAAGUGAUGUGUCCCGAGCCGUGGACUGUGCUUGCGGGGGGCCGGGCUCUCCGAGGCCUGGCCGGGGCCACUGGACACUCGUGCGUGGGCGAGCUUGCCCAGAGGGCGUGCUGUCCUGCAGCGCCUGCCUCUUAUGGGCAAUAAACCUGGGAUUUCAGCUUUCAACACCAGGAGACGUCCCAGGUUUUGUUGCCUUCGCUGCCCUCUGCCCUGCGUUGGGCACUACUGGCCUGUCCCCACCUCUGCCUGCCCGGGGGGCCCGUCGGCGCACAUGCAGCUGCCUGUUGCACACGCCGUGCAUCUCCGCAGGUGGAGCCUGACGCCUCCGGCCCUGGGGCCGUGAGGACCUUCCCAGGCAGGCCCUGGGUGUGGGGACGCGGCUCGGGGUUCUGCUGGUGGUGUAGGUGCUGAGCACAGUCGUCCUGGGAGUUUCUCUCCUGCCUGGGGUGUCGGGAGAGUGUGGGUGUCCUGAGAAGCCAAGCUGAUAGGAGGUGCUGGGUCUGGAGCAGAACCAGGGCUCGGCAGACACAGCAGGUCUCGUGACCCCUCCCCGCCCGUCCGGGCCAGAGGUUCCUGGGAUCACAGGCCUGUGCGCCCCAAGCCUCCUUUCCCACUGCAGCAGUAGUGCCACUAGAUGCUGGAAAGAACAGUUCGUCCCUGGUGCCUCUGGGGUGGAGGGAGCUGGGGAGAGAAAGGCCACCUCCACCCUGGGUCCCAAGGCCAGCCGUUCCGCACACCUUCAGAGAACUCGCAGCUCACACAGGCACGGGAGUGGACACGUUUGCCCAGGGGGUGGCUGUCCCUCACUAGGUGGGAGGGGGCGGCGACAGUGGCCCGGGCAAGAGACCUGCCAUAGCGAAGGACUGGCAUGGGCGAGCGCCAGGUGCAGAUCGGCUCAGGAGGGCCUCGAGCGGCCCCCUGAGGACCUGUGAGCCUGUCCUGGGCACUGCUCGGGCCUACCUGCCUCCAUGGGACACACACGAGUCCCCUUGUGCUCGUGAGAAGGGACGUGGUAGCUGUGUGCUCCCGGUUUCCUCAGCGGUGACCUCUCAUGGCACUGGCGGGUGUCCCACCAAGAUAACUGACAGGGAUGGGAGUCCCCAAGUAGGACGGCUCCUCGGCACGAGAACCCCUGUGCCUUCUACACCCGCACCUCCCUUUUGCCAGCUGCCACCCCCGUUUUCUCCAUGUCUCCCCUGCCCUCAGAGCUUCUGUAGAGGAAUCUGACUGCGUGGCCCUCGGGUCGGAUCUGCACCAGUUCCUUACGGGUGGCUCUCAUGCGGGUGUCCAUACUGGCCCUUCCCUGCCCCUGCGGUUGGAUGGCUCGGCCCCACUCUCGAGGAUAGUGCAAACCCCAGUUCUCGGAUAAAUGCCCAGGAGCACGGCUGGCACUGUGCUGGCCUAUGUUCCCACCAGCAGAGUGAGGAGCCCUUUUGUUCUUUGUGUCCUUGCCAUGUGGUGUCGUCCUAGAUGGCUCAGAUUCUAGAAGAUGGGGCAUCGCCCCGGUAGCUCGUGCUGGGGAGCACUUCAUUCUGGCCAUCCAGGGGGCGUGCGUCAGGGCCCUGCCAUCUCAGUGUUCCCACAGCGACCAGUGUUCUCUCCAUCUUUGCGUGUCCUUACUCCAUUUGUAUCGUCUUUGGAGAAAUAACUUCAGUUCUGCAUCUCGUUUUUAAUCACGUGACCUUAGUUGUAAGAGGAUGUUCUGGAAACCAGUCACUUACUGGAUGAAGGAUUUGCAAAUGCUUACUCCCGUUUUGUGGGUUUUCACUUACUUGAUGGUGUCCUUGAACCAACCUGUGAAGGUCACUAUCUUUUUUUUCUUUUGCAUGUGCUUCGUGGGGGUCAUAUCCAAAAAUCCUUGGUUUGGUGAAUCUAGAUCAUGAAAAUACACCCAUUUUCUUCUAAGAAUUUUAUAACUGUGCUCUUAA
Messenger RNA from Enhydra lutris kenyoni (northern sea otter), 4141 nucleotides. RefSeq names its product transforming growth factor beta regulator 4 (gene FASTKD4). Bases 223 to 2220 code for a protein of 665 amino acids. Gene Ontology annotation, cellular component: ribonucleoprotein granule; mitochondrial matrix. Lineage: Eukaryota; Metazoa; Chordata; Mammalia; Carnivora; Mustelidae. Gene Ontology annotation, molecular function: RNA binding. The record is from RefSeq and is a predicted model, not a curated record. Gene Ontology annotation, biological process: mitochondrial RNA processing; regulation of mitochondrial mRNA stability. The transcript has 12 exons.